This is a messenger RNA of Branchiostoma floridae (Florida lancelet), 4025 nucleotides long. RefSeq names its product endoplasmic reticulum junction formation protein lunapark-B-like. NCBI's taxonomy places the organism in Eukaryota, Metazoa, Chordata, Leptocardii, Amphioxiformes, Branchiostomatidae. The transcript has 13 exons. The coding region runs from base 156 to 1496 and encodes 446 amino acids. Gene Ontology annotation, cellular component: endoplasmic reticulum tubular network. The record is from RefSeq and is a predicted model, not a curated record. Gene Ontology annotation, biological process: endoplasmic reticulum tubular network organization.
CGUAUGUCCUCCCUCCUGCGCGUGCGUAAUGACCCAGUCUUCAGAAAAUGGCGGACGAACUGAAACGGUUGUAGUGUCUCCGCUCACAUUUCACGCUUUUCCUGACAUAUUUCGUCUCAUUUCGUGCCCAAACUUGCCUGUACAGAAGCAACAAAAUGGGAGCAGUGCUAGCACGCUUUAAAAAAAAGCAAACUACAGUAGAGGUGCUAGAAGGGCUUGAUAAGGAAAUCCAGAGCUUAGAGCAGUUCAAGCGUCACAACGAGGAGCUACAGAGACGUUAUGUGGGGGGGCUGCUGAUCUACUCCAUCGUGCUGUACAUAGCUGCUGCUGUCAUGUUCUACUUCCUCUUCUUCCCCGAGGGGUGGGAGGAACGAGUCCUCCGAUCACUACCUCUGCUCAUGUUCCCACUGCUAAUAUGGACCGUUAAGAAGCUACUCCAUUGGUACUUUGUAAGAAGAAUCACAAAGAAAGAAAGUCAGCUUGAAGACCUGAGAGAAAAGAAGAAGGGCAUUCUAGAAGAUGUGAUGGAGCAUGAGACAUACAAGGCAGCCAAGGAAAUUCUGGAGAGAUUUGGACCAAGUAAAGAGGAGGCAACUCCUGAGACCCCACCGGGCAGCCCCAGAAGACAGCCAGGACCACCUGUUCCCACCCCCUUACCUCCUGGACAAGAGUUGCGUCAGCGGCGAACGCCGGCGCCACCAGCCCAGCCCAACAUCCCUCGCUUGGCGGUGGCCCCUACGAGAGUGGAGACUCCUCCCCAGGGCACCCCUGCGCCCCCACGACCCCCCGGGAACCUCGUGCCCGCCACACCGUCUAUAGUCUCCCCUCGGACCCCGUCCCGCGGCCCGCCGGAGUGGCAUGCCGGAACCCCGUGGCCCGCUGGAGUCCCCAGUAAGCCAAUGCACACAGUACAGCAUGCCAUGCACCUCACAGGUCGUCCCCCCGGACCACCGUUGGCGCGCCCCAUCCUCCCACGGGAGCGGACAGUGUUUGACCGUGUUGUCGACUACCUGGUAGGGGAGGGUCCGAGCAGCAGGUUUGCCCUGAUCUGUCAGCAGUGCCACUCUCACAACGGCAUGGCUCUGCAGGAGGAAUUCGAGUUCAUCACGUUUCGAUGUGCCUACUGCUACACGCUGAACCCAGCCCGUAAAGUCCGUCCCACCGCGCCCAAACUCUUGCCAGACGAGCCGCGGACACAUUCGUCAACCUCCGGUGAGGACGUCUACAGCGGAGAGGAGCAAAAGUUCGUACUUCAUGACAAGGAGAGCGAUUCUGAAGCCAAGUUCGCUGACGGGAAGGAUGAUGAGAAUGACUGUGACAGAGAUGAGAUGGUCCGAGAGGAGGAGGAAAUGAUUGACACUGUUGCCGCCGGCAACAAGGACAUGAUUCCAGAGGAGGAGAAGGCAGUAGGAGACAAUGCUGUUGGGAAGGCUGUUGAGGAUGUUGCAUCUGAGAUCCAGGAAGAUAUCGGACAGGGACAUGUUAAAGAUGAUUGAUAGUCUUAAACGCAAAAAUUUGCUUAAAAAAAGAACCAAAAAUAAUGUACCAAAAACUUCUCAUGCCUUGGGUAGCUUGCCUUCUUGUGUGUAUGUUAAUGUAAAGAAGAUUGAUAUGCAUACUUGUCAGUGUAAAGGGGAUAAGAGAAAGAGGUGGGGUUUGACUUUCACUCCUGUCAAAUUCCCUCCAUCCUUACAUGUAUGUUGAGCCUUUAACCGUUUGCUGCCUAAGGGUGUAGUCAAUAAGCACAAAUGUAUAUAAGUUUGGUUCAUCAUUCAUGUACAUAUGAUAGAUUGUGGAGAUUUUGUCAACUGUUGUCUAUCUUUAAGAUGAUCUCAUCCGUACCCCAACCCCUUAGGGCAUGAUGUUGACUUGUGCAUACAGUUUCUACAAGGGCUGUCCCAAAGUUUGACUUUGUUGAAGUGCUAGUGUCUAGAUUACCAGGGAACACUCUUAUGUGUUUUCAUGUGCAAAUAGCUCAAAGUUAUGCCUCAGUGAAACAUGUAAGACAUCGUCUUUAUUGUCAACAUGACACAAAACAUUUUUCGUCAGACCCUCCAAUAACAACACACAGAAAAUUUUGAUUACAGUUGAUGCUGUUAGACUUAUUGUACCAAAUACUUAAGUAUCCACCCAAAGCCAGUUUUUUAAGCAAAAAAGGUACUGGUACAUUGGCACUUUGAAGUGUUCAAUCUUGUAAAGAUGUACCGAGAGUAUCACAGAGUAUGGUCAUACACCACUAUGCAGAAUAUGUUGCAGAUAACUAUUUAUAUUAAGAAUUUACACCAAUAGAACUUUAUACAUAUUAUCACAAAAAUGUGUCCUGAAUAUGUAUAUCAAGUGCUAAAAGUUACAGUGCAUAACAUGUUGUACAUUAUCAUGUAUGCAUACACCAUUUGUGUCUACAUGUGUGUAACUGCGCCAUAUAGCCCUGGUGCCAUUUAGAUUCAAUUUUGUUUGUCUUAGCAAUCAUGUGAAUUUUGAUCACUUAGUGCUGUUCUUCUGAAUAUUUUCUUGAAGAUUGUUUGAAAAAUGACUGAAAAAAAACUCUGACAGUAACUGCCCCAUAGUUACUUAAACUGCAGCAUAUUUAUUCAUUGAUUAUUUAUUUAUCAUACGGUAACUGCAGCACCCCACCCCCAAAGAUAGACAUUGUGUCAGAAAUGUAACUUGAUUAGGUGUCUUCAGAGAAGUAUCAAAACUUAAUGGAAACUAUAUUUUCUGCAUCUGGUAAAAAGUUAACCGCAUUAUCCACACUUUGGGUACCUACUGGCUGCAAAAUACACCCAAUAUUAUUAUUAUUAUCUACGAUUUAGUAUAAUUUUGGGACAGUGUUAAUGAAAGUAAAAUGUACCAGUCGUAAGAUUUUGCUGCUGCCUUCUUUUUCCAGGCUUAGGUAAUAAAUUUGCACAUUCCAGUCUAUUAGUUGUACUGUAUACAUUUCGUGCUGUUUCUUGAACCAAAUUACUUGUUGCUGUAUUCGUAACAGCUACAUACUCUGGUCUUUUUAAUGGGUUUCCUAUGCUGCUUUGCUACAAUGUUGUCUGAUUUUGUUCUCUUAGACCAAGUCUGGAAAUAGCCUGGGUACCAUCCGGAUAGAAAUUCGCUCCGGGAUUCAUUAUAUACUAUAUACUGUUGCUUCUAGCUCUGACAUUCAUUAUACAAUAUAUGUCACAGUAGAGAUCACGAUCCAGUAGAAUCGCUGAUUCUCCUAGGAGAGAUCCCGGUAGCAAUCUGUACUAGUAGAAUUGCUUCUCUGCUGUUCUAAUUAGCAGAAGUGAACUACUAUCCGCGUGGUACCCAGGCUAGUCUGAAAAGGUAUAGAAUAGUAAUUGUAGAAUGAAUGGUGGAAUCUGAGAGUUGUGCUCUGAAUGUAAAACAAAAUGUAUUGUAGGCAAGAAGUCUUAUGAACCAUCAUCGCCUUUCUUGAUUCACUGUUCUCUGCAAAAGUUACUAUGCAUUUCUUUCGCUUCACUGUUAAGACAAAUGUAGUGUGGUGACAAAGAUAUACCUGCAAGUACCUGAGAUAUUGUGUGAAAGAAGUCAUUGACAUAUGAUUGUAUAUUGUUACUGUUUAUGUGAACCUUUAUUUUUUGGUCUGUCAGCAAAACGUUCAAGUAAGUGCCAAAUCAGUUUAAGCUGUUUCAACGUUUGCGAUUCCUUCAUAAUAUGUAGAAAAUGUACAUCUGGCCUAUUUCAAUGUUCUUUUUCCAUCCUGCUAAAGGUUUCCUGGAAACACGGAUUGUAAACGUUUGAAGACAUAGAAAAGCACUAUAACAUGAUCAAACUUGCCCAAUAUAUACACCAUGGUGAAGUUAUUGCUAUACUUCACUACAAUCACCUCAUGAUAUCUCAACUAUCCAUUUUGCAUGAGCAAAACGUUUUGUAUAAACGUGGAUUGAUACAAAUAUGAACAUGUUGAUGUUGUGAUAUUUACAUUUCUGCUGUCAAAUAAAAUAAAGAUUGUCAUUUCGGUUCACCAUUCAUAUUGUCUUGAACUUGUAAUAAAGAACAGUUUAAGUUAUCAA